AUGGAUAUUAUAACUAAUAUCGAAGCUUGCCCUUUGCAACUUGAAAAACUUGAAAAGCCAACACAGCAACAACGUCUCGAUAAAGGCACAGGUUUCGCAUUAUUAAACCAAAAAGAUGCAUCUCUCAAAUUAGAAGAACAAAUUAAAAAUAGCAAAAUUAUUGAUUAUGAUCCAACAUCCACAUUGACUACUAAAUUUCAAAGACAAUUGUACAAAUUAAGAAAAGAAGGUAAACUAGACACAAAUACAUACUUUAAAAUGUAUCCAUCACAUUGUAACCCACCAAGGAUAUACGGAAUGAUUAAAGCUCACAAACCAGAAAAAGAUUACCCAACGCGCCCUGUUGUAUUAACAAUUAACACACCACCUUAUGGAACAUCUGAUUAUCUUGUUAAAAUUAUUCAACCGACUCUGAACAAAAAUAAAAGUAGACUUAUGAAUUCUAAUAGUUUUGUAAAUGAAGCUAAGCAAUGGAUAAUAGAUCCCAACGAAGUUCAAGUUUCAUUUGAUAUAGUCAAUUUAUAUCCAUCCAUACCCAUUAACGAAGCAUCUCCGGUUAUUAUUGAUAUAUUGAACGCUGACAUUGAUGACUUCAAAACUCGAACUAAACUUACUCUUGCAGACAUACAUGAAUUAAUUGAACUUUCAUUAAGUAUAUGCUAUUUUUUAUAUGAAAACAAUAUCCGAAUAAUACCUAAUUCAGGUCCUAUAAGUUUAUCUUUAAUGGUUGUUAUGGCGGAAGCGUUUUUACAAAAUAUAGAAAGAAAAGCCCUUAACAUAGCAAUUAUUCAUACAUCCGAACCAAAAAAUUACAAGAGAUAUGUAGAUGAUUGUCAUGCUCGCUUUGCUUCAAUAAAACAACAACAAAUAAAAGAAGCUAUUACAAAUGUUCAACUUAAACCUAACUCGAACAUUAAUCCUAACAUUAUUCUUGGCGUUUUCAAAGGAUUUUUAUGUCGUGCUAAAAGAAUAUGCUCUCAAAAACACCUUCAAAAAGAAAUUGAUUUUCUAAUAGACAUCUUUGUUGAAAAUGGCCACGACAAGAACAUUCUAAAUAAUAUUACUAUAGACUAUUUAAAAAACGUUUCGAAAAACACCACAUUUCAACCAAUAGAUACCCAACCCUAUAUAAAACUACCUUGGAUACCAAUUUUUGGUCCAAAACUUCGUAAAGAGUUUCGAAAGCAAAACAAAAAGGUUAUUUUCACAUCAACUCCCAAUUUAAAAAAUAUUUUCUGCAACAAUAAUGUAUGA
Hydra vulgaris (swiftwater hydra) is the source of this 1254-nucleotide messenger RNA. RefSeq lists its product as uncharacterized. Lineage: Eukaryota; Metazoa; Cnidaria; Hydrozoa; Anthoathecata; Hydridae. The record is from RefSeq and is a predicted model, not a curated record.